GGAUUCUUUUGCCCUGGUCUCCAUUCACUUGUACCGCAUCCCCAUGUACUCAUUCUACCAACAUCAAGAUGCACUCCUACUUACAGUACAUGAAAAGGAAAGUCAAAGGUUCGCCAGCUCCUCCAUACAACCAUGUGUGUCAGGUUGGAGAUCCUGUGUUACGUUCACGGGCUGCGGCGGUGGAACCUGGAGCCAUUCAGGGACCAGAAGUGCAGAAGGUCAUAAAGACCCUGGUCAAGGUGAUGAGGAAGCUUGAGUGUGUCGGCCUGAGUGCACCCCAGAUUGGUGUUCCUCUACAAAUAUUAGCCUUAGCGUAUCCAAAGAAAAUGCUGGAGGACAACUCAAUCGCUUCUUUUGAAGCUCGGGGUCUGGUGGCAGUGCCCCUUAUGAUUUUUGUAAACCAGUUACGUGUACUAGAUGGAUGCACUGUCAUCUUCCAAGAAGCUUGUGAGAGCAUCUGUGGCUAUUCGGCAUCUGUUCCACGCUAUGUGUCUGUUGAAGUCUCAGGUCUUAAUGAGAAAGCGGAGCCUGUCAGCUGGCAAGCAAGUGGAUGGCCGGCCAGAAUAGUGCAGCAUGAAAUAGAUCAUCUUAAUGGAGUGUUAUAUAUUGAUCGCAUGGAUAGUAAAACCUUCAUUAACGUAAAAUGGGAAGAGUAUAAUGAAUGAAGCUUUGGGAACUUCAUUGCAACCUUACCUUUGUAUUUCAGAGAAAAUGGAUAUUCCUAUCAAUCCUGUGUUAUCUGAAACAAGCAUUUUAUCACAUUUCACACUGAACAUUUACAAUCAAGCUAGUUUCCACUUUGGCUAUGCAGAUAGUAUACAACUAAAUGGAGAUUACACCACCUUUAUCUCCAAUAGCAAG
Molecule: messenger RNA, 861 nt
Organism: Sinocyclocheilus grahami
Lineage: Eukaryota; Metazoa; Chordata; Actinopteri; Cypriniformes; Cyprinidae
Product: peptide deformylase, mitochondrial-like
Biological process (GO): peptidyl-methionine modification; N-terminal protein amino acid modification
Cellular component (GO): mitochondrion
Molecular function (GO): peptide deformylase activity
Source: RefSeq, a predicted model, not a curated record